AUGUUGGGUCAUGUUCUUCGCUGCAAUUUUUCACAAGAACUUUGGUUUCUUUUAGAGAGUCUAUUUACUACUCAAUCUCGUGCUCGGAUUCUUCAACUACGAUUCCAGCUUCAGUUCCUUAAAAAGGGCUCUCUAACUAUACAUGACUAUGUUUUGAAGAUGAAAUCUCUUGGAGCUAGUUUAUCUGCCGCAGGUCAAGUGUUCACUGAUGAUGACCUUAUUCUUUAUAUUCUUGGGGGCAUCGGUCCCGAGUAUGACUCUGUGGUCAUCAAUCUCACCUCUCGUGUUGAUCAUGUCACACUCCCUAAGGUCCAAUUUCUUCUUCAAAGUCAAGAAAUGCGCAUUGAGCAGCUCGCCUCAAACCCCACCACAGAUAUUUCUAAUCCCCCCACCAGUUUUGUUGCCAAAAAUCGACGUUUCUUUCCCAAUAAUGGUUCUAGAAGGUUCCCUUCUUCCCACGGCCGAGGGAGGGGGCAUGGUCGUGGCUCUCAAAAUCGAGUUGUGUGUCAACUCUACAACAAACCAAGCCACCCUGCUGCAAAAUGUUACCAUCGUUUUGAUGUCUCAUUUUCUCAUAUGAGCAACGACAACUAUGCUUCUCAAGGUCACUCUAAUACCAACCACAACAAUGGAGGGCAACAAGCGUAUUUUGCUACUUCUAGGCCAUCCCAUACUACUGAAGACACCAACUAG
Molecule: messenger RNA, 693 nt
Organism: Humulus lupulus (European hop)
Lineage: Eukaryota; Viridiplantae; Streptophyta; Magnoliopsida; Rosales; Cannabaceae
Exons: 1
Coding region: 1-693 (230 amino acids)
Source: RefSeq, a predicted model, not a curated record